UAGUAAGGCCUGUAUCUACUGUGGGGAUGAGGACCACCAAAAGAGAGAUUGUCGUGCGAUGAUGAAAGCCCUGAUGGAAGGCAUCAUCGAGUUGGAUGAUAGGAAGUAUGUGAUGUGGGCGGAUGAUGGGAAGUCAGUGCCCUUCUUACCCUCGAUGAAGAUCAAUGUAGAUAUCAGGAGGCGAAGGAUGAAUGAGGCAAAGGGGAAACAAGCACAAGAGUCAGCGGCAGCGAAGGUUUCCCGGGUGACAUUUGAGGAGGAUCUCGAGGGGCUACCGGAAAGUCCUAGGAUGAGGAUUUCUUCUAUUAAGUUUGAAGAUACCAAGGAUAAUGGUGAAGUUUACGUUUGCACUCAGGAUGUUGGCGAAUCGAAUAAAGGAAAGAAAGAAGACCAAGACCAACCAAUGACGGACGAACAGGUGGAGUCGCCUAAGUCACCUCAGUCUCCUAGAAAAAGAGGGGCCAAGAAGUUUCAGUUGAAAAGUUCACUGGAUGAGGUAGAUUUGAGGGAGCCGUUAAGGAGGGCUAUGGAUAUGCCCAUUCCUAUUACCUUGAAAGAGUUCAUAGCCAGUUGUGGACCAGCGCGAGAUGAACUAAUAGGAAUGAUGAAGAAGGCUAAGGUGCCAUUCGGGGAGACUGCGGCUUCAAGCGAGCCGAAGAUAGAAACGAAGGCAUCUAUUCUAGCGGCGGAGAAAGGAAGAGUAGAACAUGAAGAAACCAAUGAUGAUGGAGGCGAUUAUUUUUAUGUUCUUCGUAGCGGGAAGUUGAACGCCACCGUCAAUGGGAUAAGGAUGGAAGCUAUAGUAGACGACGGGUCUGAGUCUACCGUCUGUGAGGAUAAAGUGGCCCGAAAGCUGGGUCUAGAGGUGGACAGGAGUGUAGCCAUGACCAUGGUAUCAGCCAACAAGCUAAAGCAGCCAGCCCUAGGGGUGUGUCAUAAAGCCAAGGUCGUAGUCACUGGGGUCGAGGCCACUCUACCUGUAUUCACAGUUGAACACUGCUCGUCGGCGCUAAUCCUUGGACGAACAUGGCUGACACGUGUCAAUGCCACCACCGAGAAUAAGCGUGAUGGGAGCCAGACGGUGACCAUUGACGGGCCCGAGGGAAGCAGAGUCACCCUAAAAACUGUGAAUGAAUUUGACAAACGUCAUAAGGUUUCCCUACAGAACAAUGGACUGUUAAAAACGAAAAGUUGUCAGAUGAUUCCCGAGGAAGUCACUCUUGGGCCGCAUAAAGUGAAAGGAGUGAAGAUUGAAGUUGAGGACUUGGAGGACAGGUACGUGGUCGAUGGAAUGGCUUAUGAGAAGGAGGUUGACGACGAUGAGUUUGGUGGGUGCAUGAACCUAUCUUUUUUGGAGAAAUUCCUCCACACAGCGGGGGAAAAAGAUACAAAACAGUAGCACAAAAAGUCAAGCCUGCCGCGGUCAGCCGUGAUAGGAUCGGGGAGAUAGAAAUCACUAAGGAAGAGAUCACUCAGAUGAUUAGGGAGCGAAAGGCGACUGAAGGGCAAUGCAUUACCGAUGACAGGAUAAAGGGGAUGGACAUAG
Chara braunii is the source of this 1546-nucleotide messenger RNA. The record is from the annotation of a GenBank genome assembly. Lineage: Eukaryota; Viridiplantae; Streptophyta; Charophyceae; Charales; Characeae.